Messenger RNA from Bombina bombina (fire-bellied toad), 2188 nucleotides. RefSeq names its product ATP-binding cassette sub-family A member 13-like. The coding region runs from base 150 to 1664 and encodes 504 amino acids. Gene Ontology annotation, molecular function: ATP binding; lipid carrier activity; ATP hydrolysis activity. Lineage: Eukaryota; Metazoa; Chordata; Amphibia; Anura; Bombinatoridae. The transcript has 12 exons. Gene Ontology annotation, biological process: transmembrane transport; lipid transport. The record is from RefSeq and is a predicted model, not a curated record. Gene Ontology annotation, cellular component: membrane; intracellular membrane-bounded organelle.
UUCUACAUCUGUAGGUUUUUUAUCUUGUCCCUGUCAGCCUUUGUAUUUGUGUUAUUGCUGCCUUCCAACUAACAGCCUUUGCAUCCCGGGAAAACUUGGCAGCUUCUGCUCUCCUGCUGAUCCUUUUUGGGUACUCAACCUUACCUUGGAUGUAUCUUAUUUCCAGAUUCUUCUCCAGUUCAGAUGUGGCUUUUGUUUCAUACUUUUCUAUAAAUGUAAUUUUUGGCCUUUGUACACUGCUGAUUACUUUUGUACCACAGUUGCUAGCUAUCAUCUCUAAAGCAGAGAACCUAAUGAAGAUCAACAACACCCUUAAACACAUCUUUCUGGUUUUUCCACCUUUUUGCCUUGGACAUGGUUUAAUUGAACUUGCCUAUAAUCAAGUCAAAUUUGAUAUCGCUAACAUUUUGGGAAUUGAUGCAUAUAUCAAUCCGUUUCAAAUGAGUUUUCUUGGUUUGAUAUUUUUGGCUUUGGGUGUUCAAGGAAAUGUCUACUUUUUACUGAGACUGACACUACACCAGAAUCUCUUCAAAGGAAAAAGAACUGUUUUCUCAGAUCUUACAGCUAGCGGCAUGAGAGAUCAGGAUGUUGAGAUGGAAAAAAAUAGGGUCCUUGAAAAAAAGAUUGAUGAUGACAUAUUACUGCUGUACAACUUAAGAAAAUGUUACCAUCCUUUUAAAAAGAAAACAUUUGCUGCUGUAGAAGACAUAUGUCUAGGAAUACAAAAGGGGGAGUGCUUUGGUCUGCUAGGAGUGAAUGGGGCUGGUAAGAGUACAACAUUUAAAAUGCUGACCGGUGAGAUUAAACCGACAAGUGGACAAGCAAUGGCUAGAAACAAUGCAGGGUUUGAAGUUGAUAUUUUAUCUGCAUCCAGUGAAGGAAUUAUUAUAGGCUACUGCCCACAGAAAGAUGCUUUGAAUAAUCUUCUUACUGGCUGGGAACAUCUUUUUUUUUAUUGUAGCCUUAGAGGGAUUCCAGAGCAAGAUAUAUACAAGGUGUCAGGGGAUUUAUCUAGACGUCUACUUCUUGAUAGUGACAUUAACAAACUUGUUGGUACUUACAGUGGAGGCACAAAGAGAAAACUGUCUACAGCAAUAGCUUUGAUUGGAAAGCCUCACAUACUGCUCCUGGAUGAACCAAGCACUGGUAUGGAUCCUUGCUCUAAACGUUGCCUUUGGAACACAAUCACAAAGGAAGUCCAAGGUGGUUGUGCAGCAGUGCUUACAUCUCACAGUAUGGAAGAAUGUGAAGUGCUCUGUACUAGGCUUGCAAUAAUGGAUAAUGGAAUAAUUAAAUGCCUUGGCUCGCCUCAACACAUUAAAAACAGAUUUGGUGAUGGUUUUUCCAUAAAAGUCUGGCUCAAACAGGAAUCUGCUGGUAAAACUGCUGUUUCCAAAUUUCUCAAGAAACAUUUCCCAAGGAUUCAUCUAAAGGAACAGUGGCUGGGAUAUUUGGAGUAUCACUUACCUCAACAAGAGGGAGUUUUGACAAAGUUAUUCAAUGUUUUUGAGACCAACAAGAUGCUGCUGCAAAUCGAGAACUAUUCAAUUUCACAGAUCUCUUUAGAGCAGGUCUUUAUCAAUUUUGCCACUCAACAAGAAAUAAAAUGCUGUAAUUUGCUGAAAUCUGCAGUGGACGGUUUUACACAGCCUCUUUCAAUUUAAGCAAAAAAUGAUUUUAAUCGUCUUAAAGUAAAAAAAAAAAAAGAAAGAAAAAACUUUAUUCAGUACAGACAACCAUCGGCAUAAAGUAUCUUUGUUCUCUCUUUUUUCCCUUCAGCUACAGUCAAAACUGCAAUCAAAGGUCUAUGAUAUACUACACUGUACUUGUGUAAAACGUAAUUCACCUGCACCAUUAUACUGUAAUAGUAUAGUGUAGUUAGAGAAGCAUGUUAAGUCACUGGCAACAAAACAAUAAUUUCCAGAUUAUUUUUUUCAUCAAUGUAUAGCAUUUAAUAUUUUGUGACUCAAAAUGUCUGUAUUAUAUCUCAGUUCAAGUAUGUUAUGCCUCAAUUAAUUUGCAGGGCUAUCUUGUUACUAAUUUAAUUGUGGCAAUUUUUUAUUGAAUGUUUUUAUUUCAAUAACUCAAUUUAUUUUAUUCAUUUUUUAUGUUACGAUUUUUUGUGUGCUCUAUAUGCAUUACCUUCACAUACAUAAAAGUAGCUUGCAGAAAUAACAGACAUCCUGAC